AUGAAACGUAACGAAGACACGGAGAGAAAGAUGUGCAGACGAAUGAUAGAUGAUAUCAAAAUAGAUAGAAGAUGCACACUUAAGAUGAGCUGUACUGAAUCGUAUCUGAGUAAUAUUCAACCGACUCCGCAUUUGAAUCAUCCGUCGAACUAUUAUCCAGAAUGGACUUCCACGCAGCCCUAUCACCUCAGCUCUAGUAGCUAUAUCGCGGCCGCAUCGUCCACCACUUCGUCCUCGUCAAUAUCACCCUCAUAUGCUCCACCACCGUCCACUUCACAGCAAUGGACGUCGACCAUUAAUCAUACUAAUCAUAAUAAUAUCAAUCAUCAUUUCAACUGUAAUACUAGCAAUAAUACUAGUACUACAAAUAACACCGCUAAUAAUACUCACCACCAACAACAGCCAAGCACAUAUAAAUGGAUGCAUGUGCGACGUACCCACACCAAGACUGCAGUUAACGUUAUUUAUUAUGAGCAAACAGUCGCAGUAGCGCCUUCGAUAAAUUAUCUGAUUACAGCACCGAAACGGCGUGUCAUCGCUGACUCGAAUGUGAACCGUACCAAUUUCUCAACACAUCAAUUAACUGAGCUCGAAAAAGAGUACUAUACGUCGAAAUAUUUGAACAGAACCCGACGAGCUGAAAUCGCUUCAUUUUUGCAACUCAAUGAAACUCAGGUGAAAAUAUGGUUUCAAAAUAGGCGAAUGAAGGAGAAGAAACGACAGAAAGAGCAAGCGUUUUUAGCCCGUGGUACCUCAUCGUCGAUUUGUGAUACGACACAAGCGUCUGACGUUACUUGGUCGGAAUCUCCGUCGAGUACUCCAAAUGAUUCACCGAAAAUGUUACCUCCGAACGUUUAA
Messenger RNA from Anisakis simplex (herring worm), 858 nucleotides. The record is from the annotation of a GenBank genome assembly. NCBI's taxonomy places the organism in Eukaryota, Metazoa, Nematoda, Chromadorea, Rhabditida, Anisakidae.